AUGGUUGGUUUUACUUUAGCAUUACUAUUACCAUUUUGUUUAAUUGUUUAUGGAUGCUGUGAACUUUUUGAUAAAAAUUUCUCGAACCGAUUAAAGCACAAAAAUGAUGAUCUUACUAUACCAACUUUGCCGUAUGAUCACGAUAUAUCAUGGACAGAAAAUUGCCGACGACGUUUUUAUCUCUUUACAAUGGAAAUUUUACUAAUAUUUUUAUUACUCGGUAUAACUGGAAUUUUUAUCACAAAUAACCAUUUUGCGACAUCAAUGCAAAAGUCUACAAAAUUCGUUAAUGCUGCUUUUGGUGACAUGAAUAGAUACGUUAAAAAUUCACAUAUGCAAAUAAAUUUUUUAUUAGCUUCAGCGAUUGAUCAGACAGUUGAUACCGUUCAAAGCGAUUUAAACGACGUGGAAAGACUUUUGGGACGACCAAUACAACAAAUCAUUGCCGAAGAAACUGGUAUUGAUGCGGUUCAUGAUUCUUUAAUGCUUGUUAAUCAAGCUUCACAAGAAAUUUCGAUAAAGGUAGCAAAUUUAUUAGAUGAAUGUCAAAAAGCGUUGGAAAUAACAAGAGAUGGCCAAGUCCGUUUGCGUGAAUUAAGACGUCACAUCGAAUCAACAAUAAGGCAAUGUACCAUACAAGACAAACCAUUAUGUGGAACAUUAGAUUCGACCAACUUAGAAAUAAUCCUCAAGGUUGAUUCGUUAUUAGCUGACCCCAAUUUGUCACAUUUGGAAUUCUUAUCAAAUGGAAAUUUAACGGCGGUCAUUAAAAAUUCACGUAUAGAAUUUGAAAACAUUCCACGAAUUAUUGUUGAAGAUAUUCAAAAAAUUCGUGAAGGUACAACAAUUUUUUUACUCCUUUUAUGGACAUUAAUUACGAUAUCUUUAUGUUGUGGAUGUUGUGGAAAUGAACGAAAAGUCACAUAUUGUAUAAAUUUUGUAUUGUUUUUAAUAACAACUUUUUCAAUUGGUUUAUGGGCAUUCACAAUUAUUGUAUUUAUAAUUGGUGGUCAUUUGGAAAUAUUCAUAUGUAAACCAUUAUACGAUGAACCAAACUAUGAAAUUCUUAGUAAUAUUUUAGACAAACCAAGUGCAAUUUUUCAAUCAGGAGGCUGGUUAUCUAAUAUUUUGCAAGCAAAUGAUUCAUUAGAUCUACCUUUUAGUCAUGUUAUGAGAAAAUGUCGAGAUAAUCAAGCAUUAUAUCCAACAUUUCAAUUAAAUCGUAUUUACGAUUACGAAUCAUUAAUAAAUCAUCAUUCGUGGAUGGAACUUUAUGAAGAAUUUAAUAAAAUUCAAUUAAAUAUCAAAAAUGUUCAAUUAUUAACACCUGACCUACAACAAUACCUACAAGAAUUAAUUCAUGCAACACAAAUCAAUUUUACAGAAUAUCGACGACAAUUAUCAACCCCAAUCAUUGGCAAAGAUUUAAAUUCUUUUACGAAUCAAUUAGAUGGUGUUGCUACACGAAUUACAGAUUUUAUGACAAUAUCACGAAUAGAAACAUUAUCGAAACGUACGCAGAAAUUUAUUGGUACACACGUUCAGCCUUUACAAAAACAUCGUGAAACUAUUGUAUAUAUUUUAACUGCGAUGGAAAUACAAAUACUGCCAAUACAAAUUCAAGCGAAUCAAAGUUUGGCACAUUUAAAAACGAUACAAUAUUAUAUACAAAAUCGAGGAGCAAUUAUUUCUGAACAGAGAACCAGAGGAUUUACAAAUCGAUUAAUAAGUUAUCUUGAUCAAUAUAGAAAGAAUGUUUUAAGUGAAUUAAACUAUAAUCUAGGCGGUUGUUUAUCACUUUGGAAUAUAUUCGAUUCUGCCAGAAUUUACUUAUGCAAACAUAUCAUGGAUCCAUUGGUAAGGCAUGUAGUUUAUCAAAAUAUUGUAGCAAGUCAACAGAUUUAA
Chrysoperla carnea is the source of this 1905-nucleotide messenger RNA. RefSeq lists its product as uncharacterized. The record is from RefSeq and is a predicted model, not a curated record. Bases 1 to 1905 code for a protein of 634 amino acids. Gene Ontology annotation, cellular component: membrane. NCBI's taxonomy places the organism in Eukaryota, Metazoa, Arthropoda, Insecta, Neuroptera, Chrysopidae. The transcript is spliced from 8 exons.